Messenger RNA from Linum tenue, 450 nucleotides. NCBI's taxonomy places the organism in Eukaryota, Viridiplantae, Streptophyta, Magnoliopsida, Malpighiales, Linaceae. The record is from the annotation of a GenBank genome assembly.
AUGGCCAUCUCCGCCGUCUGCUGCUCCCUCAAAUCCCUCCUCAUCCUCCUCCUAAUCUCCGCCGUCCCCGCCGCCUACCUCAUCUCCCUCGAGCUCUCCCCGCCCUCCACCCACGUCUUCCACUACCGCAGCACCGGCGGCUUCCUCCGCGAGUGCGCCAAGUGGGACCCACCCGCCGGCCGGUUCAUCGUCUCCUUCUUCGAAGGCGGCGUCGGCGAGGUCCGCGUCCCGGACGACUACUCCCCCGGCGACGUCCUCCGCGAGGUCCAGCUGGCCAAGGACGCCGACGUGGCCGGCAACGCGUCGCUCGGGCUGGUCGUCGACCGUCCGAGGAACCGGGUGGUGGUGGCCGUCGCCGAUGCUCUGCGGAACAAGUACAGCGCGCUGGCGGCGUAUGAUUUGUCCACGUGGAAGCGUCUGUUCCUGACUCAGCUGAGCGGGCCGGGUUAG